Suillus subaureus is the source of this 516-nucleotide messenger RNA. RefSeq lists its product as uncharacterized. The transcript is spliced from 2 exons. The record is from RefSeq and is a predicted model, not a curated record. NCBI's taxonomy places the organism in Eukaryota, Fungi, Basidiomycota, Agaricomycetes, Boletales, Suillaceae. Bases 1 to 516 code for a protein of 171 amino acids.
AUGUCUGCAUCCGAACUUCUACGUCAAUCGAUGCAAAAUUUGAGGGUGAGUCCGCUUUAUGUUGCCCAAACUAUCAACUCUACCGCCCCUCGUACCAUUCAAGUUCACGUCUCCCCACGAAAAUUCAAGUUGUCCUACCCAGCCCUACAACAUUAUAAACAAAAUUUCGGCUUCUGGCUCAGCGACCAAUGGCUCAUCGAACUUGGAAAACACACACACCUUCCUGAGGAUCGUUUUGACCCUCCACUUGACGAAGAUUUCUGGAUGAGAGGUGUCGCGUACAUUUGUGAAACUGUCGGCCUUGAAGGUCUGACCGUUGAACACUGCUUUCAGCCAAAGACGAACGGCGCACCUCCUCAGUUCCUGGAUGUCGAUGGAGAGGUGCUUGUCUUAUCUGUGUGCGAUGAUGUCGAGGACGACAUCCCUUCGCAGCAACAGGUAGAUUAUUUGACGAAUCUUCUCGGUAGACUGCCGCAGUGGUGGGUCAAUAUCUAUCCGCGUAAUGAUUGGGAAUGA